AUGCACAUAUCCCACGGAGGAGCGACCGAAGAGGUAGGCGAUCACGAUUUGCCGUGUGCCCGCAUCCCGCAUGGGCGGCCUUUUCUGCGCAAGUAUUGGGAUGAGGACUACGUUGCCAGCCUGGAGAACCAGGUCAAGACCCUCCUGGCCGCGCUGGACGCCAAGAAUGCCGGAAGAUCUGUUCCAAAUGGUGACUCUGUGGACCAGCCGGCUCCGAAAGGCGAGCUCAGCUCCACCGUCCUCACUGCUCCCGUACAACACGAUGCCGGCGUUGCCGGAGAUCCGGGUCCGAAGGCCAAGAACAAGGCCAACUUGGAACCUGAUGCCAGAUCAUUAGCAGCCAUGGAGGAGUUGAGUGUGAUGAUGUGGCGCACCAAUAUUGGCGACGGUGUUACAAUCAUCAACGACUCUGCCGCUGACUCGCAGCACCGAGUGGACACUUCCGCGCAGCCGGGACUGCAAGACUUUAUCACUCCUCCACCAAAUGUUCUGGUCUAUUGUCAAGAUACUGUCCUUAUUCAUGAACUCGCGACUUUGUUUUUGGACAAUAUCAACAGCGAGCAUCAGUUCACUCCGUAUAAGACGACCGAGUUCUUGGCAGGCUACCCCUAUCAAAGCUUUGGCCAGACGUUUCUGCACAGUGCAAUACUGUCCACUGGAGCCAUCUUUUCCACCCGCCCCAAUGCAAAGGAAAUCGCAGAAGCCUUUUCUCAAUUUGCCGAGAGCCUCGUGUUUACCUGCUUUCGUCAAAGUCCAACUUUGCAAGUGGUCCAAGGUCUUUGCAUGAUGUCCUGGCGUUCAUUAGCGCUGGGCCGAGAUCAUUUUGGGUGGAUCUUUAUAUCCAUGGCAGCUGGACUAUCGGUUCACCUUCGACUUCACGUCCUUGCGCUAGAUGAAUGCGAGUCACGGUCAUGGCGGCCGCAUGUCGAAGAUAUACGGACUUUCUGGAUGUUUUAUCUUAUAGACCGGACUGCCAUUUCCAUCCUGGGAAGGAAUUGUGCAUUGCCUUGGCGCCGGGUCAAUGUCCCCAACUUUGAAGCUUCUCUAGAUCCCAAGGCGGCCGACAUAGCACAGAUCUCUUUCAUGUGGCAGUGUAAACUAUGGUUCCUCCACGACGAGCAGAUGGAUCAAAUAUUUACUUCCAAAUUUGAGGCUAUUCCAGCUCAGCAACAGGCGCAUCUGCUUGUUGCUACGCAUGAGGCGCUCAGCAAUUUCUUCAAAUCCCGAGAUCGCCGCCUUGAUCUUCGCGGGCAAGAUACGAGCAGGCACGUGUUGUUCUUCCACAUGGCGUACCAAAUGGCUCUUUUGAUCACCCUACCUCCGUUCCUCCGGUGUUUCGCCAUGUCCAAGGGUAAUCCCCAGACAGAAAACUCUGCCAACCCCAACUACAUCAUCUUGAUCCUGCGGUCCCUCACGGGAGCUGCAUCCAUGAUGAUUCGCUUGGUACGAAUGUAUCGCGAUGCGCACCCAGAACAGUGGAAAACCGCCAAUCCCGUCAUCAUUCACCACCUUCUCAGCGCCGCGAUUGUGUUGUUAAUGAACGCGACUAGUCAGACCACUUCAAUAAAGACGCAGAGCACAAGGUGGUUGAAAGUCUGCAUUGAGCUCUUGGUGAAUCUGAGGACUCCUUGGCCCGACAGAGCCAACAAGACCAUCAAAGUCAUCAGAGUGCUAGCUGACCGCUGGGGUGUCUUGGGGGCGUUGCCUCUCCAAUUCAGCUACCCCGUGGAUGUUACGACGCCACCCGAAGUGAGCAGCACCAGCCAGGAUAGUCCUCCUGCUGUAGGGAUCCUGCCAAGUGCUGUACCCUCCACUCAACCAUUCCAGCCUAACCCUUACUCGGUCCCUGCAUUUAGUGGUAAUGAUAUGAGUUCCAUGGGCACAUACUCGAAUUUUGACUUUACUGUACCCACGACUAUAAGUUUUGGCGUCGAAGCCCAACAACAAUUCGAUGACAUUUUCGCAGAUAACGGUGGUAAUUGGCUUUUCGGCGGCGAACAAGAUCCCGGAUUGACUUAUUGGAAUGGGAAUGCAGGUAGUUAUUAA
Molecule: messenger RNA, 2046 nt
Organism: Pestalotiopsis fici W106-1
Lineage: Eukaryota; Fungi; Ascomycota; Sordariomycetes; Amphisphaeriales; Sporocadaceae
Exons: 3
Coding region: 1-2046 (681 amino acids)
Biological process (GO): DNA-templated transcription
Molecular function (GO): DNA binding; zinc ion binding
Source: RefSeq, a predicted model, not a curated record